GGCACUCACUCUCUCUCUCUCACACACAUACACACACACACUCACUCAGCUCUUCGAGCAUGAGUGGAUGAGGCAGGAAAGACUGAUCAGAGAGAGAGAGAGAGAGAGAGAGAGAGAGAGCACAAGGGAGUGUGAGUGAGACAAUCCAGGACUCACACUUUGGACUCAAAGCAAGAGAGAACGAGAGACUGACACAGAGAACGAGAGAGGAGGGAAAAGAGACAAACUACAGACCUAUAAAAAGAUCUCUCGACAGCUCGUGAGGAAACUGUUCUCCUUUUAUACCUCUCUUCUUCUCUCCAAAGAGCGUGGAAACUCUUCUUAUCUCUGUUGGAAUAUUUCAAGUGAGGCUCUUUUUUUCAGUCCUCUUCCAUUUGUGUAAUUUUUUGCAAACUAGUGUGUGAACCAGAACUCGGACACUGGCUUGACCAAACUCUGACCAAAGACCUGUCACCGCCGCAUGCUGGGGCGCAUUGCACGGGGCAUGACAAGCCCACGGAACCGGACUGGCUAAUCUUCUAGAAGAGCCUGGUCCUGGUUCUGCUUGAGGAAAGUGGUUCCAGGGUGACCCGAGGUGACAGCAGAAAGACUUGCACUCUUCCUGAUCUGAACAAGCCUGAUCGACCCCCUGACCGACCCUCUCCACUGCAUCCAAACUCACUGUCAGGCUACAUUAUGGAUCUCCCCCCUUUCAGAGGGUUUUCGGAUGUGCCGUAAUUGGCCGAAGCCUCACCCCCUGCCCCUGCCUCUGGUGCCCAUCCUCUCCUCAGGAUGGAUCCAGCUCUGCUCCGAAUGGACGGCACCGAUGACAUCCAACAGGUGUUGUCCAUUGACCAGAUCCGCUGCAUUCGGGCCAACAAUGACUAUGUGGAGCGCCCAGUGGCUCUGGAGCUCGCCUCGCAGUCCGGAAUCUUCUACGCCCACGAUGACCGCCACCACCAACACCUCCACCACCACCGUCAUCACCCCCACCCUGUCCAGCCUCUGUCCUCCUCCGCUCCCCCACCCGCUCAGAUCCCCCGCAGCCAGAGUGGACAGCAGCAGCAGCAGCAGCCGCCGCUGCACCACUCCAGCACGGUCAGCAGCUCCAUGUCGCGGGGCAGCGCCGCGUCCGACACCAGACUCCUGGCGGGCCUCACGCCCUCCCACUCCUCUGGCCUGGCCUCCGUCUCGGGCUCCAUGGCCGUGGUGUCCACCCAGCCCAAGGGCGAUCAGGGCAUCAAGAAGGCGUCAGAGGCACUGGGCAAGGGCGGCGGCCUGUCCGGCGAGGACCACCUGGGCCUGCACCUCUUCAUCUGCGAGCGAUGCGGCCGGUGCAAGUGCGGCGAGUGUGUGGCGCCACGCGUGCUGCCCUCGUGCUGGGCCUGCGGCCAGCGCUGCCUGUGCUCGGCCGAGAGCGCGGUGGAGUACGGCACGUGCCUGUGCUGUGUCAAGGGCCUCUUCUACCACUGCUCGGCCGAGGACGACGAGGACAACUGCGCUGACCGGCCCUGCGCCUGCACGCCGGCGCGUGCCUGUGCCCGCUGGGGCACCAUGGCGCUGCUCGUGCCCUUCCUGCCCUGCCUCUGCUGCUACCCACCCGCCAAGCUGUGCCUUGCCCUGUGCCAGCGCGGCUAUGACCGCGCCACGCCUGGCUGCCGCUGCCGGAACACCAACACCGUCUGUCGCAAGAUCUCAUCAGCCGCGGCCGCCGCCACCAAUCAGCCGCCACCGUUCCAAAAGUCCCUGGAAAAGCCAGUAUGACGAAGAUGAUCGAAAGGAACAACAUCUCCCUGAGUGCCCCUAUAUGCCGCUACUGAUGUCGUCAUGGUUACCUUGUCCCUUCCAGACUUGGUCGGGGAGGGUGAGCUGACCAAACCUCUCUAGACCUCCUGCCCUGCCCCACUCUCUUGACAGACUGUCACCCUCUUCCAACUCGUGGGCUAUGCCACUACAGUAUGAAGCUGAAGCACCGGAUUGAUGCUACCCUCUUUUUUUAUUGGUUUUCAUUUUGUUCUGUUUUGUUUUGCUGGACUUAAUCUAUUUAUUUCCUAUUAUUUAUUUGAUGCAGUUCUUGAGCAAAAAAAUGGUUUCGGGUGAGCUGGUUCAUCAGAACAAAGGGCAAAAAUCUGCAGUCUGGGUGGAUGAGUCAGAAUAAACAUUCUGGCCUCGGAAAGAUAUGGUGCUUUGUUGGGACUCAGUUGGAUGGCCACACACACAAAACUCUCCCUGUAAAGCUUACAAAACUACAAACUGUGUGUGCUGGCUGGCAUUAUGCCCCUUAAGGGAUCAUAACUCCAGGGGAAAAUACAAACUCGACAGAGAAAGAUAAAAAAAAAAAAACACUUGACGGGUGAAAGAAAUUUUGAUACCAAAUAAGAGACCACGUAAUGAGGAGUGUUGGAAGUGAGGAUGAGACCCAAUCUGAUGAGCUCAAAAACAUGUUGAGACAGCGGAGUUCACAUGUGCUUCCAUUAGGACCAGUGAAAGACAGAGAGAAAGUGCGAGAAUGAAUGAAAGAGGGUAUAGUAUUGUAUGUACUGUAUGUGUGUGUGUGUAUCUAUGGCUGUAUUUGUCUGUCUGUGUGUGUGCGAGUGUAUGUGUGUGUAAAUGUGUGUGUAUACACACUGCACCGUCUGUCUCAGGCCUGUGUAUGCGUGUUCAUCAACAGAAGCCUCCUCUUGAUCUGCUCUUUUUAUUAUUUCAUUUUCUUUUCUUUUUUGGAGAAGCCUCUGCUUCAGAAGAUAGCAUCCGUUCAGGCCCCACAC
This is a messenger RNA of Alosa alosa (allis shad), 2747 nucleotides long. RefSeq names its product protein sprouty homolog 3. Gene Ontology annotation, cellular component: membrane; cytosol. Gene Ontology annotation, biological process: multicellular organism development; animal organ development; negative regulation of fibroblast growth factor receptor signaling pathway. The record is from RefSeq and is a predicted model, not a curated record. NCBI's taxonomy places the organism in Eukaryota, Metazoa, Chordata, Actinopteri, Clupeiformes, Clupeidae.